Molecule: messenger RNA, 486 nt
Organism: Schizophyllum commune H4-8
Lineage: Eukaryota; Fungi; Basidiomycota; Agaricomycetes; Agaricales; Schizophyllaceae
Product: acyl-CoA N-acyltransferase
Exons: 3
Coding region: 1-486 (161 amino acids)
Biological process (GO): mitotic sister chromatid cohesion
Cellular component (GO): NatA complex
Molecular function (GO): acyltransferase activity, transferring groups other than amino-acyl groups
Source: RefSeq, a predicted model, not a curated record
AUGCCCGCACCCAGUCCGCGCAUCUCGUUCGCGCCGCCGACCCCGAACAACCUCGGCACGGUCCGGAAGCUCAACUCUGUUCUCUUCCCGAUAAAAUACAGCGAGAAGUUCUACGAGAGCAUACAGAGGCCAGAACUCGAAGAUUUCUGCAAGCUUGUAUACUACAAUGAUGUCCCAGUCGGCACGAUAUGCUGCAGGAUAGAGCCAGAGGGGAACGAAGCGAAGUUGUAUAUCAUGACGAUGGGCAUUCUUGCGCCUUACCGCUCACGAGAAGUCGGCUCGAAAGCCUUGCGAUCAAUCCUCGAUGCCGCGAAAGCGCACACAAAGCCCAAGAUUACCAAAGUCUACCUGCACGUACAAGUGAACAACGAGGGCGCGAAACGGUUCUACGAGAAACACGGGUUCAAGGAGACUGAGCUACAAAAAGACUACUACAAGAAAAUCGAGCCACACGAUGCCUGGGUCCUUACACUAGAAGUAUCCUGA